Neodiprion virginianus is the source of this 6067-nucleotide messenger RNA. RefSeq names its product inactive dipeptidyl peptidase 10. Gene Ontology annotation, molecular function: serine-type peptidase activity; dipeptidyl-peptidase activity. Gene Ontology annotation, biological process: proteolysis. The transcript is spliced from 13 exons. The record is from RefSeq and is a predicted model, not a curated record. NCBI's taxonomy places the organism in Eukaryota, Metazoa, Arthropoda, Insecta, Hymenoptera, Diprionidae. The coding region runs from base 639 to 3194 and encodes 851 amino acids.
ACGGAGACGACGACAGUACAAAACGGAGACCGAGACCGUCGAGAUUCUCGUCUCUUUUAAAAGCGUCGUUUGCAGUUUGCAAAGGUUCACAUAAAAUUCACGCGGAUAUCGGCAUUUCCAUCCAAGAAUAACCAUCUCAUCAACUACUGAUCAACCCGCGAGUGCAUAAAUGAUAGAGUAACGGAAUUUGAAUUAAGCGGAUAAGACAAAAAAGAAUUAUUUAAAACGGAGUUUGAUAAUUUCGAUAAAAAUGUGCCGAAAAAUGGACGAAAUUAAGUUCAAGCUCAAGUGAGGCUUGCAACGUACAGGACUUUUGUUAUUCCUAAGAUAGAAGAGUAAGAAGAAUAAGAAGCAAGGAUAAAGAAGAAAAAGGUUGACUUUGUGAAGGGUAGAUAUACAUAAAUUACGCUGGAGAAAAUUUUUCUUUACAAAUUUCUCUAACUCACAGCCGCUUAAAUGAUAAAUUACCGUGAGAAAAGAAGAAGAGGUUUUUUUGAAGAACAAUCUAGAAGAAAUGGUGCAGAGCUGUGGAUCGGAGAGCUUCCCGUCGGCCCCAGGAGUGGCCCAGGGGUUACCCUGGGGAGCCGAUAACGCGAGCCCUGAACGAAGGUGGCUCGUAGCUGAAUGAGGCAGACGCUAUGAACGCCAGCGUCAACGUCGAGAGGAACUCCUGGCGGCUACCUCCCGACGAGACCGUCCAGGUCGCCGAUCCCCGGUCAAAGUCUGCCCAGGUAAAAGAGGACCUGACUUACGCCGAGGGCGGGCACAACUGGAGGAGCAUCGUUUUCUCUCUGCUGGUUAUCGGCUUCGUCAUAGCAGGCAUCGUAACCGCCAUUUACCUCCUCGGGUACGUUGACGAACUUCUUUACUGGAGCGGGAAGCGUUUGACACUAGAAGAGUGCCUGCGCGGUGAUUUGACGCCACACCGUCUACCGCCAGCCUGGUUGUCGCACGACAAGUUUGUCUUCCAAGCGGACGACGGUUCCCUGGCGCUUCUGGACACCUCAAACAACUCCGUGUCGCUAUUGGUCUCGAAUCACACCCUCAGGCAGCUCAAUGUUCAAGGCUACCAGUGCAGCUCUGACCUUCGUUAUGUGCUGUUCAAGCACAAUGUCAAACCGGUCUUUCGACACAGCUUCACCGCACAUUACACCGUUUACGACGUCACCAACGACCACCACACGCCUUUACGUCUCAACACGUCGCCAAGAGUGCAGCAAACGAGGUUGCAGUUCGCGGCUUGGCUCGGUAACACGACAUCAUUGUUGAUGAUAUCGGACAACGACAUAUACUUAAGAGCGACGCCGUCGGCGGGCGAGGACACGCGUCUGACGGACACUGGGAUACCCGGUGUUGUUUACAACGGAGUUCCGGACUGGCUCUACCAGGAGGAGGUGCUGCCGAGGUCAGAAGUCGUCUGGCCGAGUCCGAGUGGGUCCCACAUCCUCUUCGCAUCGUUCAACGAUACCAGGGUAUCGGCCUUCCAAUUUCCCUGGUUUGGAACUCCCGUUGGUCAGGACGGUGCUGACGCUGGCCCCCUCUCGUCGUCCAGACAAAGGACUUUCCCCCCCUCGAGGUCUGUCCGAUAUCCCACGCCUGGAUCGCCCAAUCCUGAAGUCGACCUCUGGCUCGUCGACCUCGCCAACGCAACUGCCAUGAACGGUACCAACACCACAGUCGCCAGAACGAGGCUGAAACCUCCGCCGAUCUUUGACGGACAGGAAUACUACCUUAUAUCGGCUGGCUGGGUCGGGAACGACGCGACGCAAAUAUCUGUGGUGUGGAUGACGCGAUCCCAGAAUCUCUCAGUAGUGUCGGGAUGUCAUGCACCGAGUUGGAACUGCGAGGAGACGCACUCAGAGCGAGCGCCAGAAGGGCAGUGGUUAGACGCUCAACCACAUCCGGUUUUCGCCCCGGAUGGUGACAGCUUCCUGCUUCUAGCCGCUGUCCAGGAGGGUAGUCAGGAACACUUCACACACAUUAAACACGUGACUCUGACCCAGCAGAGGAUAGCCGUUAUAUCCCACGGCCGUUACGAGGUCAGCAAAAUCCUCGCCUGGGACACUCAGGCUCAUCUUGUCUACUACUUGGGAACGCGUGAGCGGCGGCCAGGUCAGAGGCAUCUUUACGUUGUUCAGGACCCGACAACGGAAGAACCGAGGCGGCUGGAACCGCUUUGCGUAACAUGCGAUCUCGGUGGUGUUUUGUGGAGCAGUAGACUUUACUACACCAACUGCACACACUUCGGAGGCUCCGUUAGCCCAUUCUCAGAGAGCGGUGGCCAGGGGUUUUACGUCCUGCACUGCGAGGGUCCCGGGCUUCCAUUGGCCGGUGUUCACUCGGUCAUAACCCACAAAAUGGUCAGGGUGCUUUACGACACCAGGGUACAACGGGCAGAUAAGCUAUCACAACUCGCACUGCCGACACGUAAGAGUUUCGAGAUCCCACUUCCCCAAGGCUGGAAAGCGCAGGUCCAGUUGCUGCUGCCUCCAUCAUGGCGAGAGGAGCUUCGGGACGCAGCAUUUCCUGUGUUGGUGGAAGUGAAUGGUCGACCAGGUAGCGAGGCAGUGACCGAUAGGUUCGGUAUAGACUGGGGGACGUACAUGUCCAGCCACAACGACGUGGUCUACGUUAGACUCGAUGUCCGAGGUGCCAGGGGUCAAGGAAAGCGAGCUUUAUUCAGGAGGAUCGGUGGCGUUGAGGUCCAGGACCAGCUCACCGUCCUCAGGCACCUUCUCGACACCUUCAAGUACCUCGAUGAGACCAGAGUCGGAGUCUGGGGCUGGGGUUAUGGCGGAUAUGUCACUGCCAUGGUCCUUGGUAGCCAGCAAAACGUGUUCAAAUGCGGAGUCGCGGUCAGCCCUAUAGCCGACUGGCUCUACUACAAUUCCGCCUUUACGGAACGAGUCCUUGGCGCACCUUCCGAAAAUUACAAAGGUUACGUCGAGGCUGAUCUCACUCAGAGGGCCCGACUGGUCCCGAGUCACAGUCUCUACCUUCUCCAUGGUUUGGCUGACCUCACUGCUCCUUACACACACGGCGUUGCAUUUGCUAAAGCUUUGGCAGAGGCUGGAGUGAUCUUCAGGUAUCAGAGUUACGCGGACGAGGAUCACGAGUUGACUGGAGUAAUCGAGCACGCCUACCGUUCCAUGGAGGACUUUCUCGCCGAGUGCCUCACCCUCGAGCCCUCCUAGUGCCUGAGGUUAAUUUCCCUCUUUACCACGGUGGCGAACGAAGAAAAGGCCUACCUAUCUACCUAAGUCAUAGAGCUGUAUUAGCCAAAUACCCGGAGGCUAAUAGUUAGCAUAUACAUGUAUGUAUAUAUAUAUCUAUACAGCUGCGAAUGGAGCAACGACAAAAAGAAAAAAUAAGUGAGAGAGAAAAUAUUUCUUUCUUUUUUAAAAAAAUACUUUUUCCAUUCUUUCUCUCUUUCUAUCUCUCCCGCUCCGGCACUAAACUAUCGACCCUCCACGACCCGUCGACGAUUUUCAUUCAUAAUGGUAAAUUCCCCGGAAAUUAAACUAAUUGUUGAACGGAAGAGAAUAGGAAAUAUGAAUUUGCGAGUGAAUAUUAAAAUGAACGAUCUUAACGAUCGAUUUAACCACUCUAUACAUGAUAAAUAAUUCAUUAGAUUGUUCUUACGAGAUAACAAAUUAUUAUAUGAUAAAAUUGCGAAUAUUUCCAUUUCACAUUAUUUGUAUCCUCGAGGCACAUUAUAGUAUGGCAAUUCGUAUAUACGUACAUAUAUACAUUAAAUUGUAUAUAUCUAUAUAUAUAUGUAUAUACGGGUUUGUAUAAUAUCUGUAAGGCCGAAUCGGCAUUCGUAUUAUAUAGAUAUACCUUACAUGUAAUUAUUAAACUUGAAAGCUGUUAUUCACUGAAUCGACAUUUCUGCCCCAUCCUUUUCCCGCAGCUCACAAUUAUCCCCGACAUGUAUAAUAUACGUCUGAAUUUUAAGCGAAGCAAAAGGAAAAAACAAGGCAGGUAGCAAAGAAAGAUGAAGUUUAAAACAAGGAAAAAUUUCUCAUCGGUCGGCGUCGUCAAUUUUACCUUCGUAUAAAAAUUAAAAAUCCUCAGCUCCUCUACCUGGUCAUUAUCGUUAUGAUUACUGUUAUUAUUAUUACUAUUAUUAUUAGUAUUAUCAUUAUAUAGGUAUAAUAUAAGAAAAACUGUGUUGUAUAGCUUCGCGCCUACAUAGUCUGUAUAUGUACAGUAAUGUUAUAUAUUAUUAUUAUUGUAAUAAAAAUUCCACGUAGGGUUUAAUGCAUAUUGUAUAAAUAAUUGUAAAAAAACAACGGGAAAACAACAUGAAGAAAAAAAAAAAAAAACACAAGACAAAAAAUAACUAAUAUUAAAACAAUACGCAUAAUAUCUAUAUGUUUUUGUAUACGUAUAUACUACGCAUGUAUAUAUAUGCGUAGUAUAUACAUAUAUAUAAAUACAUACAGGGUACCUGUAAAUUCUUAUUUUUAUUUUCCCUAAAUUCAUCUUUUCGAAGAAGAAAACGAACUUACACGUGAAUGUAAGAUUUAUAUUAUUUUAAACUUUACAUAAACCUUUGACUGCAUCCGUUCGUUUGAUUUCAGUUUCUUCGUUUAGUUUUACAAUGUCCACACUCGUGUAACUUGUCAUGAUUUUUUUUUCUCGACACUUGUAUUCUAAUUUCCGUUAUUUCUGCUGAUUCUUCUUUUUUUUUUUUUACUGCUAGUUUUUCCGUCUCCGAAACUUGGGAUACCCUGUAUACAAUUUUGAGAAUUAUCACGCUAUGAAAAACAGUUUUCUCUACCCUCAGGAACUCCCCUGGAUAUAUGUGAAUAGUGAAAUCUUGGCCUCCCUUACACCCUGCUUCCCUUUGUCUUUAUCGAGUUUGCGAUAACCGCUGGAUUGAAUCUGAGUGAAUAAACGUCUUGAAGACGUCUUCGAUACUGAUUUUUGAUUAGAAAAAAUUUUUUCUUUCAAUAUUUUUAUCCCUGCUCUGCCAUCUUUGUCAGAAUGACUUUCAAAUCUUAUUCUUCGCGUAUCUUUGCAUUAAUAUAUUACUCUUUUUUCUUCAGCCAGUAAAGUUUUUCGUCAUUGGUAUUACAAAAAUUUUCGUUCAUCUUUAACGUUUCAAGACGUCUUACUUAAACCCCGAAAAAAUAUGUCUUCUGAACGAUUGUUAUUCAUCAUCAUCGAUGAUAUUGUAUGUAUUUUUUCUUUGUUCCAUUUUUCGGGACAAGAUAAAAGAAAAAACUUUCAAAAUGGAACGUUUUGAUUAUUUUUUAAAAUUCUUUCUCCGUCUUCAUAUUUUCAAAAUCCGUUUUUUCGACUUUUCAACCUUCUUCUUUUCUGUGGUUUCCGUAAUUCCUCACGUUCUUCUCGUGUAUGAUUCACUUUAAACAUUUACCAGAUUAUAUUCUGCGUUUCUUUAUUACCCCUCAAGGUUCGAUCUUCUUUCAAUUUUGCGAUUUUUGUUUUUUCAUCUUCUCUUUCGGGCGGAUUAAACGGCGACGCCACGCUAUAACGCUGCUUUCGUAAUAUAUAAUAAUUGUAUAAACACAUAUUAAUUAAAAUUAUAAGCAGCCUCUACAUAAUUAUGCCGACAAUCAAGGCUAGUGCAACUAAUCAAACAAUAAAUAAGAACUAGCUGAGGAGAAUUAAAUUUAAAAAACAUACUAAAUUAAAUAGAAAAUAUUGAAUAAACUUGACGAGAGAAAGAGAUAUACAUAUAUAUAUAUAUAAUUUAUAUGUAUAAAAAAAAAAUAUAUAUAUAUAUAUACUACAGCAGUUAUAUAUUCUUGUCAAGAGUCACAUUAUUACAAUAUUUAAAUUGAUUGAGAUCCAUGUAUUAUUGAUUGUUCACGAAUUGUUGUGUCUAGAUUAAUGAAAAUUUUCGAAUUUGUUUCUUUACUUCUUGUUUCGGCUGUUUGUCAUGAAACGUGUUUAUAGUACUUAAAAAUAUCAUGUCUGUCGUGAGUGGCGAACGAAUCGGGGUUAGAAAAAGGAAAAAAAAUAUUGGAAAGAAAAUUGCAUACCUAGUUGAAAAAAAAAAAAAAUCAACCACAAUACUAAGAAGAAAUUAAUAAAA